This is a messenger RNA of Nelumbo nucifera (sacred lotus), 1315 nucleotides long. The record is from RefSeq and is a predicted model, not a curated record. Lineage: Eukaryota; Viridiplantae; Streptophyta; Magnoliopsida; Proteales; Nelumbonaceae.
AAAUUCAUACACCACCACUAGGUCCACUGCUCUCUUUUUCGGUUUUUCUUACAUAUUCCAUGCCUUUGCUCUUCCACACUCCCGGUGACCAAAAUUCUUCAAAAGUUCAAAGCGGCAGACCUACUACUUCUACUACUAGCUUUGCUCUUUUCUCUCCUCUCUACUUUUGAAAAGUCAAUUUCUCUGCUCCUUUUUCCUCAAGCUUCGCUCUCGCUCGGCUCUCUUCUUAAUGUGCUCUGCUUGCGACCCGGAUUUCGUUUAAAGAAUUCCCCCAAUUGUUUGAUCUAUCUCUUCAUGGAGAAGAAACUAUUCAAAAUGAGCUCCUUUUCCACGAAGAUUUUGAUCGAAGCCAUUGGGUUCUUUGAAGAAACACUGUCAUUGUUUUCUUCUCUCGCUUCGGAUCCUCUGUUCUCAAUUUUCGUCGCUCUUUACAGUCUAAUACUCCUCUAUUUCCCGAGAAUUUUCCUCGAUCUCGUUUUCUCUCCCGUUUUGAUCUCCACUGCAGUUCUGUUGUCAACCCUGCUUCGACUAGGAGCAAUUCAACGGAAUGAACAAGGGAACACCAAUUCUACGUCUACGGUUGAAAAAGAGAACACUGUUUCGACGGAACCUGAUGAAAUCGAUUCAACAGUCGAAGAUGACAAUUGGGUCGCAUGCGAAACCAACGUAGAGCCCGAAACCGGACUCUCUUUCGUUCCUUAUCCGGUUUUCUCCACCUCGUUCGUGGAAUGGAACCUGAAGGCGCCAUUAGAAGUCAUAUACGAAGAGUACGAAGGAGAAAAGGAGGACGAUUCAAAUGAAAAGCAGGAGACCCCUCGAGUGGGUAUCGAAAGAAUGUUGUCAUUGUCGCUUUGCUUCCCGGAAACCGACACAGAUAGCUCGUCCGACGGAGAAUUUCCAGAGAUAGAAGGGUGGGAUUCUCCCGAAAAUAUGUGUUUCAGAUGGGAUGAAGAGGACAGAGAAGAAUUGAUCGAGAUACCCCUGGAUGGCAAGAGAAGUCCAAGUUUUCACUUCGAAGAGGACAACCUGAUCGAGAUCGACAUCUCUCCCUUCGGAGCUCCGAACGAUAAUUCCGAUUUUUUUCCGGCGAGUGUCAGAUUCAGUUAAUGCGGAUUAAUUAAGGAUAUAAGCACGUGUUUUGGUUGUUGGAGACAGUGAGAGAAGGAGAGCAGCUUGGACUUUUGGGGGCUUGGUUUUAUCGUGAUUGAUUACACUUUGUAUUAUAUGCAUGUUCAUGUAUAGUAAUCAAUUGUCUCCAUAGGUUUAGGGAGUUCAAUUAGAGAAUUACUAAUAUACCCUUCCCUUAAUUAACAGA